This is a messenger RNA of Gastrolobium bilobum, 1191 nucleotides long. RefSeq names its product thiamine phosphate phosphatase-like protein. Lineage: Eukaryota; Viridiplantae; Streptophyta; Magnoliopsida; Fabales; Fabaceae. Gene Ontology annotation, molecular function: phosphatase activity. The transcript has 4 exons. The record is from RefSeq and is a predicted model, not a curated record. The coding region runs from base 25 to 768 and encodes 247 amino acids.
GUUUGGGCGUGUGGAGUGGCGAACAUGGGCGGUAUGACGGUGGUAGUGGUUUUCGACUUCGAUCGGACAAUAAUCAACGAUGACAGUGACAGAUGGGUGGUCACUGAAAUGGGUCUCACACCCCUUUUCAACCAACUUCGCUCCACCAUGCCUUGGACCUCUCUCAUGGACAGAAUGAUGGGGGAGCUCCAUUCUCAAGGGAUUAGCACCAACGACAUUGCAGAAUGCCUCAAAAGGGCUUUAUUGCAUCCAAACAUCAUUUCCGCUAUCAAAUCUGCUCACACUCUUGGGUGUGACUUGAGGGUAAUUAGUGACGCAAAUCUGUUUUCUAUUCAUACUAUUUUGGAACACCAUGGUGUAUUAGGGUGCUUUUCCCAGGUCUAUACAAAUCCAGCUUUUGUAGACAGUGAGGGACGCCUUCGUAUCACUCCAUUUCAUGAUUCCACUUUGUCUCCUCAUGCUUGUCGCCUUUGCCCUUCCAACAUGUGUAAGGGUUUAGUGAUUGACCAAAUCCGAGGUUCUUUACCUGAAAACACAAGAUUCAUCUACAUUGGAGAUGGAACAGGUGAUUAUUGCCCAACUUUGAAGCUGGAGGGAGGUGAUUUUGUGAUGCCAAGGAAGAAAUAUCCCCUCUGGAAUCGGAUUUGCAGUGACCCAAAACUAGUUGAUGCAAAAGUUCAUGAUUGGAGCAGUGGGGAGGAGUUGGAGAGCAUACUACUGAACCUUAUCAACAAAUUAGCUAUAGCUCCAGUCUCCAGAGGUAGCUAAAGGUGAGCGAUACGGGUUACACGCCCCUUCCCAAUAGGUAGGAAUGCUAGUUCCUUACAGGCCAAAUAAAGGAAAUUCUAGUUCAUUAAACUCGAAUGGUUGCUUUCAGAGGAUUUGGCUCUUCGGCCCAAGGUGCAUUCUCUCAGACAAUUCCUGUUCCUACUUCCUCUCCUGCAAAUAGCAAUUAUAGUAUUGAUCAUUGUUAUUGGAAGUCGAUUAGACAUGGGAGAGUACUCCUUUUUUAAAAAUAGAAAAAAAUAGGAUUUAGGUGUCAUUAACCAUAAAAGGGUGGGUGAAAUAUGUAAAGUGAGAUGUUGUAAAUAAUAUUGAUUUAGUUAUUAUUUAGUCAUUUAUUGUUGUAUUGGGCCAAGCCCUUUAGGUUAAAAGUAGGUCAAAUAUUCUCUAUAAAUAGAGAACCCUUUG